CAAGCAUUGCGUGUCUGUCGUUGGUUGUAAUCCUGUCAGUUGCAGACUCCUUGCCUCUGGUCAGCUCGUGCGGCUCUGUGUUUUCAAGUAUUCGUGUGUUGAUCACUUCCAUAUCCUCCUCCGCCGUUUGGAUCAAGCAGUCGACAGCUCAAUCCGAUCCCCUCGCGUGCAAAUGGCCCUUGCGCAUUGUUAGAUCCAGAGACCUCUUCAAGCUUCAUAACAAAUCGCGCAAAACUAUUGCCACUGCGCUGUCGCUGUAAUUGCACGCGGCGUCUAUCUGCCCGAUGGCUGCUCAGUUCACCGACGAGAACAUCAAGGAGCUGAAGUUCCGCCUCGAAGAUGCGGCAAUCAAGUGCUCCGAACGAUGUCUCUACCAAUCAGCCAAAUGGGCUGCGGAGAUGCUCGACUCCCUCGUCCCGAUCGAUCAGUAUGACACGGAUCCCGACUCGCCAAUGGGUCACCUGGAUGCUCCUCCGACUCCGCCGAAUCCCUACCUGCGAACCCAAGAUGCCCUAGAAGCGACGCUCGAGGCGCAAGAGUCUUACAAGUACCUUCUGGCGAAAUCCUACUUUGACACCCGCGAAUACGACCGCUGUGCGGCCGUCUUCCUCCCUCCGACCAUCUCCCCCAUCCCGCUCGCGACUGCGUCGCCGAACCCCAAACACCGACAAUCGUUGACCCCGCAAAAGGGCAAAUCCAAGGCGUCGCCCUUCGCAGGGACGAAAGAACAUGGUGCGACAAAGAGCUCCUACCCUAGACUCAGUCAGAAGUCUCUGUUUCUGGCCUUGUAUGCAAAGUACCUGGCAGGUGAGAAGCGCAAGGAUGAGGAGACAGAGAUGGUGCUGGGUCCGGCGGAUGGAGGCUCAACGGCCAAUCGGGAACUGCCAGAUUUGGCUCGAGGGCUCGAGGGCUGGUUGAACGAGCGAAGGGAGAAGGGACUGGAAAGUCGAAACCAGGGCUGGUUGGAAUAUCUUUACGGAAUCAUACUCCUCAAGGGGCGGAAUGAGGAUGAGGCGAAAAAGUGGCUUAUCCGGAGCGUGCACCUGAACCCGUUUCACUGGGGCUCGUGGCAGGAACUGAAUGAUUUACUGGCCAGCACGGAAGACCUGAAACAAGUCGUCGACCUUCUCCCGCAGAACAUCAUGACACUCAUAUUCCACGUAUACUGCAGUCAGGAGCUUUACCAAGCAACCGAUGAUACAUACCAGGCUCUAUCCGAGCUGGAGACAAUCUUCCCGACAAGCGCGUUCCUCAAGACGCAAAGAGCGCUUCUCUACUACCACUCGAAAGAUUUCGAAGCCGCAUCCCAUAUCUUCACAGACAUACUCAUCACCUCACCGCACCGCCUCGACAGCCUCGACCACUACUCAAACAUUCUGUACGUCAUGGGAGAGCGCCCGCAGCUCGCCUUUGUCGCGCAAGUUGCAACCGCGACCGACAAGUUCCGCCCGGAAACCUGCUGCGUCGUAGGGAACUACUACUCCCUGAAAUCCGAGCACGAAAAAGCCGUGAUGUACUUCCGUCGAGCCCUGACCCUCGACCGCAAUUUCCUCUCCGCCUGGACCCUCAUGGGCCACGAAUACAUCGAGAUGAAGAACACCCACGCCGCGAUCGAAUCGUACCGUCGCGCUGUGGACGUGAACCGCAAAGACUACCGGGCGUGGUACGGUCUCGGCCAGGCUUACGAAGUCCUCGACAUGUCCUUCUACGCCCUAUUCUACUACCAGCGCGCCGCCGCUCUGCGGCCGUACGACCCGAAGAUGUGGCAGGCGGUGGGAUCCUGCUAUGCCAAGAUGGGCCGCAUUGAACAGAGCAUCAAAGCGCUUAAACGUGCCCUCGUGGCCGGCUCCUACUACGCCGAGGAUACCUCCCAGGUCGGCGGCGGCCCUGCGCGCAAGAUCCUCGAUCCCGAGACUCUGUAUCAGAUCGCCACGCUCUACGAACGCCUGGGCGACGAGGAGGAAGCCGCCGCGUACAUGGAGCUCACUCUGCAGCAAGAGUCCGGACAGGUGAUCCAGGAGGAGGAGGAUACUUCGUCCGACAACGAGAACGACGACGAUCAAUCCGGGACGGAUGUCCCGUCGAGCUCGCGCCGCGCGCGCAAGUCGUCCAGGGAAGAGGAGGACGAGGAGGAGGAUGCGUGGCACGGCACCGGUGUGACGGCGACGACCUCGAAGGCGCGGCUGUGGCUCGCUCGGUGGUCGCUUCGCGGCGGGGAUCUGGGUCGUGCGGAUCAGCUGGCGGGCGAGCUGUGUCAGGAUGGAGUGGAGGUUGAGGAGGCGAAGGCGUUGAUGAGAGAUGUGCGCGCCAGGAGGGAGGGUGGUUGAUAUUGAUUGGUGCAUAGAGGGGGUUAGGUGGUGCCUCUUGUUGUUCGAAUUAGCCUGGCG
Messenger RNA from Aspergillus saccharolyticus JOP 1030-1, 2387 nucleotides. RefSeq names its product anaphase promoting complex subunit CDC23. The coding region runs from base 285 to 2327 and encodes 680 amino acids. Gene Ontology annotation, biological process: cell division. Gene Ontology annotation, cellular component: anaphase-promoting complex. The transcript has 4 exons. The record is from RefSeq and is a predicted model, not a curated record. Gene Ontology annotation, molecular function: protein binding. Lineage: Eukaryota; Fungi; Ascomycota; Eurotiomycetes; Eurotiales; Aspergillaceae.